This is a messenger RNA of Lasiodiplodia theobromae, 1638 nucleotides long. RefSeq names its product M-phase inducer phosphatase. Gene Ontology annotation, molecular function: protein tyrosine phosphatase activity. The transcript is spliced from 5 exons. Gene Ontology annotation, cellular component: cytoplasm; nucleus. Gene Ontology annotation, biological process: positive regulation of G2/MI transition of meiotic cell cycle; positive regulation of G2/M transition of mitotic cell cycle; protein dephosphorylation. The record is from RefSeq and is a predicted model, not a curated record. Bases 1 to 1638 code for a protein of 545 amino acids. NCBI's taxonomy places the organism in Eukaryota, Fungi, Ascomycota, Dothideomycetes, Botryosphaeriales, Botryosphaeriaceae.
AUGGAGUCAUCGCCGCUCGCUGUGAUGCAGCCGCCGCCCUCGCCUGGCACUUGGGGAUACAGACGCGACCUUGCGUCGACACGGCCUCGCUUCAACCUUGGGGCCAACAACUUCAAUUUCAAGGAUCUGAGCAUGAAGAAGGGUGGCUCCGACUACUUCGCUUCCAAGGCUGCAAGGGCCUCGUCGCCCACCGUCAGCCUUGCUGCGGACCUGGCCCAGAAUUUUACCAUCGACCAGAGUCCCCAAUUGCCGACGCCGCGCCGGUCGCUGUUCACGACAAACAUUUUCCAGAGGGCAGAACAGAAGGAAGGUGCCACUACGCCCGACAUUUGGCGGGAAGGAAUGACCACCCCUCCGAUCCCGUCGUCUUCCCCAGGCUAUGGUAACGACGGCAUGGACAUCUCGCCUCUCCCACACAAGGGCCCUUGCGGCUUCAUCGCCCGCGGAUCCGUGCAGUCGCCCACGCCUGAGCCGGCAGAAAAUGGCAUGGACCUCUCGUGCUCACCCCCGCCUAACCCUCUGCUGGACAGUCCCAUGCCCCCGCCCGAUCGCAAGAAGCCCACGUUCCCUCUGCGUCCGAGUCUGUCGCGGGCCAAGACUCACUACUCGACCCCCAUUGCCCUACACGCAAAGGAGAACGUCGUCCCGUUUCAAUUCAGCACCAGUCACAACAGCUCCGAGACGGACCUGAGCUCGUGCUUCAAGGCUUCGCCCGUGCAGGAUCGCAAGAUCCACUUUCACCUUCACGGAGGCCCUCGCUCCCGUCACGCUAACCUCUCUAACAUGUUCAAUCGUUGCAAUGGCUCUCCUGUGCCCGGUGUUCGGAAGACGGCUCCUGCGGUUCGGCCCAGGAAACAGUUCCGCCGGUCGUUGAGCAUGUUCGAGAACCCUGGCGAUGUCAUGAAUGCUGAGAGUGAGCACGUGUCUAGUGGGCUGGCAGCCAUAAUGGACAUUGAUGAGACGCCGCGACUGAGCUUGCCGACCUUGCCCAGCAAUGGCGAACCUAACAGCUUGCCGAGAAUUGAGGCGAAGACGCUGGCGGACGUGCUUGAUGGACAGUACAGUCACGUCUUCGAGGAGACGAUGGUCAUUGACUGCCGUUUUGAGUACGAAUAUGAGGGCGGUCACAUUGACGGCGCGGUGAACCACUGUGAACGCGAGGCGCUGGCGGAUAGGCUGUUCGAUCCCUACACUGACCCCUCUUCGCACAAGAAGACUUUGCUCGUCUUCCACUGCGAGUACUCUGAGCUGCGUGCUCCUCGAAUGGCUGAAUUCAUUCGGAGCCGUGACCGUGCUGUCAAUGAGGACAACUACCCCAGACUGACCUACCCCGAAGUGUACAUCCUGCACGGAGGCUACUCCUCCUUUUAUGAAUCGUACAAACAACGCUGCUUCCCCCAAAACUACCUGCGCAUGGAGUCGGAAGAGCAUGAGCGGGCCUGCGAAGCGGGGUUACAUAAACUUAAACAACGUGCCAAGUUGGGCCGCGCUCAGACGUUUGCCUUUGGCGAGGGUUGCGACAUGGAAGACAGCCCCACCGCUCCCAGCAGAUCGAGAUCAACAGGCUCUGCACUGGAAGCCAUGCAUGACCCUAAUCUGGGCCCUCGUGUGCGAGCGCACCGAAUGGCCUCCUACUAA